Messenger RNA from Mesocestoides corti, 759 nucleotides. The record is from the annotation of a GenBank genome assembly. Lineage: Eukaryota; Metazoa; Platyhelminthes; Cestoda; Cyclophyllidea; Mesocestoididae.
AUGCAUUUGUUCAAAUUUCAGGAAUUUAUCGACUGGGUGGACGGUGGAUGUUACAUAAACUGGUGCGACAAUGCAUCACUUCGAGGUGCUAAAAGGCAAUCAAUCGGUGUGACCUUUGCCGGCCUCCAGUCUAGACAGCGCACAGAGUCUGACGUGGGGGACAUAACGCUGCCCUCGCCACCGCAAGCCUCCUCACCCCCCGGCACCACAUUCCUUCCCCCUCCUCCUCCCUCCCCCAAGGAGCAGGCAUUCUUCUGGCGAGUAGUCGACGAAGAUGUCACCCCGGCACUGGACUUUGCCGACUCGGCCAUCUCCAAGUCACUCUGGAUAUCGCUCAGUCAUCUUGGAGUCGACAUGGAGCCCUUAUCCGCCUCGGACACACCCCUCGAUGAAUGCUGUCCGCUUGUGCCAAGUCACAAUGUCAAAUUCAGUCUCAAACUCCUUGUAAGAUUUGUAGUGCACAAUGACGGAUCGACUACACGGGAGUGUUACAACAUAUCAGCUUAUGCACGUCAACGGAUUGCCGCGGUGGCUGACCUGUUCCAGUACCUCACGCUUAUUCGACGAGGUCUGACAGGAACCCCCACCACUCCAACCAACCAGUCCCCUUCGAACUCCCUCAAGCUCGGGUCGAGAACAAGUUCGACUUCGGACCCUGUAAUUGAUCAAACACGCCGGCACCAGUUUGAGAACGUUCAACGACGCCGCCUGGCUGUUACAUUAUCUCGCCUCGGCUAUGGUCUGCCUCUUAUGGAGUAA